UAUGAAAGUGAUGACAGACCAAGAGAAGAAGAGGUCACUUACAGGCAACUUAAAUCAGUGGAAAGAAAACCAGAACUACUUAAUGGUCAUAUACCUGCAGGCCACAUUCCUAAACCUAUAGUGAUGCCAGACUACUUAGCGAAAUACCCAGCGAUUCAAACAAAUGAAAUGCGAGACCGAUACAAAGCAGUAUUCAAUGACCAGUUUGCUGAGUAUAAAGAACUGUCUGUGGAAGUUCAUGCUGUAUUAAAAAAGUUUGAUGAGCUGGAUGCAUUGAUGAGGCAGCUUCCUCACCAUCCAGAAAGCAUAUAUGAACAGGAAAGGAUAUCAAAAGUUCUGCAAGAGUACAAGAAGAAGAAAAAUGAUCCUGCAUUUCUGGAGAAAAAGGAGCGUUGUGACUACCUAAAGAAUAAGCUUUCUCACAUAAAACAACGAAUUCAGGACUAUGACAAAGUUAUGAAUUGGAAUGUAGAAACUUAG
Tauraco erythrolophus (red-crested turaco) is the source of this 480-nucleotide messenger RNA. NCBI's taxonomy places the organism in Eukaryota, Metazoa, Chordata, Aves, Musophagiformes, Musophagidae. The record is from RefSeq and is a predicted model, not a curated record.